This is a messenger RNA of Epinephelus fuscoguttatus (brown-marbled grouper), 841 nucleotides long. RefSeq names its product trypsin-like. Gene Ontology annotation, biological process: proteolysis. The transcript has 5 exons. The record is from RefSeq and is a predicted model, not a curated record. Lineage: Eukaryota; Metazoa; Chordata; Actinopteri; Perciformes; Serranidae. Bases 44 to 841 code for a protein of 265 amino acids. Gene Ontology annotation, molecular function: serine-type endopeptidase activity.
CUGCUGGUAUGGUGUAGGAUAACAGCCUAAAACCUCCACAGCCAUGAUGAGCCUGCUCGUGUGUUUGUGUUGUGUGCUGCUGGACCUCAUGACAGUCCACAGCCGUGUGCUCAUGCAGGGCCGUAUAGUCGGUGGUCACACUGCUGUGCCAAACUCCAUCAAGUACAUUGUGUCACUGCAGAGCACCAGGGGCCAACACUUUUGUGGUGGAUCACUGGUUCACAGGUACUGGGUGCUGACUGCAGCGCACUGUAACAUCGGGGCAGAGCACAUGAUGAUAGUGGCCGGCGACUACAUUGUAAAUACCUUUGAGGGUACUGAGCAGUACGCUAAACCCCACAGGCUGGUCACCCAUCCCCUCUACAACAGGAGCACCAACAAUGCUGACAUCAUGCUCAUUAAGUUGCGGGCCCCCAUGGUGCUGAACAGGUACGUGUCACUGGCGCCUCUCCCCAGGCAGGGGACAGGAGUGGUCGAAGGUUUGGUGUGUCGGGUGUCCGGGUGGGGCUACAACAAUCUUGGUGGAGGCCAGGCCCCCUUCACCCUGAGGACGGUCACAGUACCCAUUGUUUCGACUGCAAGAUGUAACAGCAGCGAGUCCUUUAAUGGAAAUGUCACAGCAAACAUGAUCUGUGCUGGCUACAGGACUGGAGGAAAAGAUGCAUGCAAGGGAGACUCUGGUGGGCCACUAGUGUGUCGUGGCUAUGUCUACGGCGUGGUCUCAUGGGGCAAUGGCUGCGGUGAUCCUAAGUUUCCGGGAGUGUACACUGCUGUGUCCAGAUUCCGCCGUUGGAUAGACCAAACCAUCUACGGGUCACACCUACGCUGUACCAGAUACUGA